AUGAUGAUUCCACGAUUGGAGCUGCAGGCAGCGGUUCUAGGAACGAGAUUGAUGGACAGACUCGGAGACAGUGCUGCGUUGGAUUGGCAGCACGCACAGGCGCUAGGAAACAGAGUAGCCGAGAUUCUUGAGUCGACGAACGUGGCCCAAUGGAGAUGUCUACCGUCCGCCGACAACGGUGCUGAUGAUGCGACUCGGUCGCAAUGCAGCGUCGACCUAAGUGAGAAGUCGCGCUGGUUGAGAGGACCGGCAUUCCUGAGGAGACCAGCGGGCAGCUGGCCAGGAGCUGCACCCGCCGACGAUGCAGAUGGAGAAGAUGAAGAGGAGAUGCCGUGUGACUUUGCGCUUGUUGUAGGAAGUGACACGUUUAGAUUCUCAAGCUAUAGGAGAUUGUUGAGGACUACGGUCUGGGUCCUAAGGUUCACGCGUCGAUGCCGUGGACAACGAGAUGAGCUUGAGAACGAUGGCCUCACUGUAGCUGAGGGUGAGGCAGCUGAGAAUUUGUUGGUCCUUACAGCACAACGGGAGGUGUUUCCCGAUGAGAUGAGGGCCGCAGAGAAUGGCCUGGACGUUGCUAAAGGAAGCGACAUAUGUGGACUGGCGCCAUACCUAGAUGGCAAUGGAGUCCUGCGAGUGUACGGCAGGAUUGAUGCGGCGCUAUACCGUUCAGCGCCAAGAGGCCAGUGUGUGAUCUCGGGAUGCAGCGAGUGUAAGCUGCACAUAACGCGGCCGAUGCCGCCGAUUAUGGGACCCCUGCCAGAAGAUCGUCUGGAGGCCAGUGGCUGGCCGUUUAAGAGCGCGGGCCUCGACUGCUUUGAACCACUGCUAGUGACCGUAGCUCAGCACCAGGAGAAGCGGUGGGUGGCCUUGUUUACGUGCCUGACGACCAGGGCGAUUCAUUUGGAACUGGCGCACGACCUGUCCAGGGAUUCCUGCAUAAUUGUGAUCAGGAAUUUCAUGUGCCGUCGAGGGCCAGUACAUAGACUGCGCAGCGUCAACGGCAAGAACUUCGGUGAUGAUUGCAUUAAGCAAUUUUGUAAAUCUCUCAAAGAAAAGACUUUGAGUUUAUUUUACAAGUAUUGGGCUACAACAAAAAGUCCGGGUGCAGAUACAAUAGAUGACUUUGAACAAGAAGGAAGUUGCUGUGCCUGUGAAAAGAUAAUCACCGAUGACGAUCUGGACAAACACUUCGAUCAAUUUCCCGGAAAAUAC
This is a messenger RNA of Drosophila eugracilis, 1212 nucleotides long. RefSeq lists its product as uncharacterized. Gene Ontology annotation, molecular function: nucleic acid binding. Lineage: Eukaryota; Metazoa; Arthropoda; Insecta; Diptera; Drosophilidae. The record is from RefSeq and is a predicted model, not a curated record. The annotation marks the transcript as partial. The transcript is spliced from 3 exons.